AUGACAGCUGACAGCUUGGAUGGGUCUUUCUUUUGCCUCUUACGGGUGUUCUGCUUCUGUACUGAGCCCUCCAGGUCUGGAGGUGAUGGAAACCUGCCUGCUGACUUAGUGUCUUCUGUCACAUUUCUUCUAGGUCAAGAUGAUUUUGAUUUAGCUGAUGCCCUUGAUCACCCUGAUGACAUCAUUACCAGGAAACCCACAGUGAUCAGAAGACCGACAAGACCUGUGUACAACAAUGAUCUACAUUUAGGAGAUGCACUUGGUGGGGGUGACAUCUCAAGAAAACCUUUAUACCCACCUCUUCCACCACGCCCUGGAAGUUAUGGUAAUUCCGGAGGUUUUGAUGACUCAGAUCUGAUUGGUGGAAAGCCUUUACCACCAGGAGAUCAGGAGCAUCAUUUUAAUCAUGGAGGGAACACAGAUUCAGGUUUAAUUGCUGGAGUUACAUCUCCUGUAAUUUCUGCUUUUGUGAUACUGAUUGUUGGAUCCAUAGCAGCCUACACCGCUUACAAGAAUAAGAAGCUUUGUUUCAAACCACGUGGUGGGGCUGCAGUGUAA
This is a messenger RNA of Agelaius phoeniceus (red-winged blackbird), 558 nucleotides long. It is a transcript of the gene XG, whose product is annotated as Xg glycoprotein (Xg blood group). NCBI's taxonomy places the organism in Eukaryota, Metazoa, Chordata, Aves, Passeriformes, Icteridae. Gene Ontology annotation, biological process: homotypic cell-cell adhesion; T cell extravasation; positive regulation of neutrophil extravasation. The record is from RefSeq and is a predicted model, not a curated record. Gene Ontology annotation, cellular component: plasma membrane.